Molecule: messenger RNA, 1128 nt
Organism: Hypoxylon fragiforme
Lineage: Eukaryota; Fungi; Ascomycota; Sordariomycetes; Xylariales; Hypoxylaceae
Exons: 1
Coding region: 1-1128 (375 amino acids)
Source: RefSeq, a predicted model, not a curated record
AUGGCGGACUUCUUCGGUGCAGUAUUGCGCUUGAUCUUCAAGGGAAAGCCACAAGAGGGCCGCACGGAUGAGGAACAAGGAGGAAAUAAUGCGGAGUCCACGGCAGGUUUCGCUCCCCCCAUGAACGCAACUGUGAACGGCCAUCCCAGCGCGCUCCCUCACGGCCACCGAAGCUACCUCGUCCCCGAGGACGACGCCUUGACGCUCUUCCGUCUCAUGGUGGGCAUUAGCACCUCGCCCUACCUUGGGUAUAGCGAAUCCAGCCCUAUCGGGACGCGCCCAGCGGCGAACAUUGGCAUAUACGCACGCGUUGUCUAUUCGGAGCAGAAAGCCAAAGACAGAUACAAGGUCUUCUCGAUCGUGAUCAAUGCUUGCUACUUCUUCCAGAUUGUCGUCGCGGCAUCAAUUACAGCCAUGGGGGCAGCCGGGGUGAGUCACGGCGCGGUAACGGCUUUUGGCGCCAUCAACACGAUCAUCGCAGGGAUCCUCACCUUCCUCAAGGGCAGCGGCCUACCCUCACGGCUCAAGUACUACGGAAACGAGUGGAAGAAGAUCCGCGAAUACAUCGAGCAGCGCGAGCGCGACUUCUCGCGUGCUGGUUGCACGCUGGAUGUCUACGAGGUCGUGGCCACGGUCGACCGGAUGUACAACACCACCAAGCGAGAGAUCGAGAUGAACACCCCUGACAGCUACACAUCUGUGACAGGAAAUAUGCGGAGUUUCAUGAACGGAAGCCAUGAGAAGAUUGCUGCCGUCCACGCCGCGACGCUCGAAGAGCAGCUGAAAGGUCUGGAAAGCAAGGCACUGGAUGUGAGGAACCGCAUACAUGAGCACGGAAAGGGGAUAGGAGAAGACGUGCGCGAUUUCGAGAAGACUGUGGUGAAGGAGGCAGAAGAACGAAAAGCGGCUAUAGAACGUGAGGCUCGGGAACGAAAGGCAGAACUUGCGCGUACGGUUGAAGAGGGACACCGCGAGGUAAUGAACCAGACGGAUCAAGUCAUAAGGGAUGUGGGCGAGACACACAGGACGGCAGUGGGUGAUAUGAGGGCAGCAGCAUCUGCGCAGGUACGAAGAGUCGCUGACAGCCUGAGCCAUCACCACGAACCACACGAGAAGCUGGAUAAAUGA